GCCGGCCAGGCCUGCACCACCCCAGACCCUAUAAGGCCUGGGAGCUGAGAGCAGAGCCAGAUGCCAGCUGUGCUUCCCGUCACUCCAGGGGACCCUCACACGGUCCAGCUGCUUAGAGGAUUACCAUGUCUGCUCAAGAUGAAGGAGGCCGGGAUCCCCCCAAACCCAAGGGCAAGACCCUGGGCAGCUUCUUUGGGUCCCUGCCUGGCUUCAGUUCUGCCCGGAACCCGGCGGCCCACGCCCACAGCUCAGCGAGAGAGGCCCGGCCGGUCGCCCAUCCCGCAGAUGCUCCAGCCGCCGAGACUGCCCAGCCCCAGGCUCAGGUGGCCACCGACCCGGAGCAGACGACCAGGGGCAUUGAGAAGACGCUGCCGCUUUCAGACAGGGUCAUCUCCGGGACAAACGACUUAGUGUGGUCCGAGAUGACCAGGACCAAGGAUGCCUUCUCAUCUGGGAUGGCCAACAUCAUGGACACAGCUAAAGGCAUGGUCCAAGGAGGCCUGGGCAUGACCCAGUCCACGCUCACAGGCACCAAGGAUGCAGUGUCCACUGGGCUCACUGGGGCAGUGAACCUGGCCAAGGGCACCGUCCAGACUGGCAUGGACACCACCAAGACUGUCCUAACAGGCACCAAAGAUGCAGUGUCCACUGGCCUCACUGGAGCAAUGGGUGUUGCCAAAGGGGCCGUCCAGAUGGGUGUGGACACCACCAAGACUGUCCUGACAGGCACCAAAGAUGCAGUGUCCACAGGGCUCACUGGGUCAGUGAACAUGGCCAAGGGCACCAUCCAGACUGGUAUGGACACCACCAAGACCGUCCUAACAGGCACCAAAGAUGCAGUGUCCACUGGGCUCACUGGGGCAGUGAACAUGGCCAAGGGCACCGUCCGGACUGGCAUGGACACCACCAAGACUGUCCUCACAGGCACCAAAGAUGCAGUGUCCACUGGGCUUACUGGGGCAGUGAACAUGGCCAAGGGCACCGUCCAGACUGGCAUGGACACCACCAAGACUGUCCUCACAGGCACCAAAGAUGCAGUGUCCACUGGGCUUACUGGGGCAGUGAACAUGGCCAAGGGCACUGUCCAGACUGGCAUGGACACCACCAAGACUGUCCUGAGAGGCACCAAAGAUGCAGUGUCCACUGGGCUUACUGGGGCAGUGAACAUGGCCAAGGGCACUGUCCAGACUGGCAUGGACACCACCAAGACCGUCCUAACAGGCACCAAAGAUGCAGUGUCCACUGGGCUCACUGGAGCAAUGGGUGUGGCCAAAGGGGCCGUCCAGAUGAGCGUGGACACCACCAAGACUGUCCUAACAGGCACCAAAGAUGCAGUGUCCACUGGCCUCACUGGAGCAAUGGGUGUGGCCAAGGGGGCCGUCCAGACUGGCAUGGACACCACCAAGACUGUCCUCACAGGCACCAAAGAUACAGUGUCCAUUGGGCUCACUGGGGCAGUGAACAUGGCCAAGGGCACCGUCCAGACUGGCAUGGACACCACCAAGACUGUCCUAACAGGCACCAAAGAUGCAGUGUCCACUGGCCUCACUGGAGCAAUGGGUGUGGCCAAGGGAGCCGUGCAGAUGGGCAUGGACACCACCAAGACUGUCCUGACAGCCACCAAAGAUGCAGUGUCCACUGGGCUCACUGGAUCAGUGAACAUGGCCAAGGGCACCGUCCAGACUGGUGUGGACACCACCAAGACCGUCCUGACUGGCACCAAAGAUGCAAUGUCCACUGGGUUCACUGGAGCAAUGGGUGUGGCCAAGGGAGCCAUCCAGACCGGCGUGGACACCACCAAGACCGUCCUGACUGGCACCAAAGAUGCAGUGUCCACUGGCCUCACUGGAGCAAUGGGUGUGGCCAAGGGGGCCGUCCAGACUGGCAUGGACACCACCAAGACUGUCCUAACAGGCACCAAAGAUACAGUGUCCAUUGGGCUCACUGGGGCAGUGAACAUGGCCAAGGGCACCGUCCAGACUGGCAUGGACACCACCAAGACUGUCCUAACAGGCACCAACGAUGCAGUGUCCACUGGCCUCACUGGAGCAAUGGGUGUGGCCAAGGGAGCCGUCCAGACUGGCGUGGACACCACCAAGACCAUCCUGACUGGCACCAAAGAUGCAGUGUCCACUGGGUUCACUGGAGCAAUGGGUGUGGCCAAGGGGGCCGUCCAGACCGGCGUGGACACCAGCAAAUCUGUCCUGACUGGAACCAAAGAUGCAGUGUCCACUGCGUACACUGGAGCAAUGGGUGUGGCCAAGGGAGCCGUCCAGACCGGCGUGGACACCAGCAAAUCUGUCCUGACUGGAACCAAAGAUGCAGUGUCCACUGCGUACACUGGAGCAAUGGGUGUGGCCAAGGGAGCUGUCCAGACCGGCGUGGACACCAGCAAAUCUGUCCUGACUGGAACCAAAGAUGCAGUGUCCACUGCGUACACUGGAGCAAUGGGUGUGGCCAAGGGAGCCAUCCAGACCGGUGUGGACACCAGCAAAUCUGUCCUGACUGGAACCAAAGAUGCAGUGUCCACUGCGUACACUGGAGCAAUGGGUGUGGCCAAGGGGGCCGUCCAGACCGGCGUGGACACCAGCAAAUCUGUCCUGACUGGAACCAAAGAUGCAGUGUCCACUGCGUACACUGGAGCAAUGGGUGUGGCCAAGGGAGCCGUCCAGACUGGCGUGGACACCAGCAAAUCUGUCCUGACUGGAACCAAAGAUGCAGUGUCCACUGCAUACACUGGAGCAAUGGGUGUGGCCAAGGGAGCCAUCCAGACCGGCAUGGACACCAGCAAAUCUGUCCUGACUGGAACCAAAGAUGCAGUGUCCACUGCGUACACUGGAGCAAUGGGUGUGGCCAAGGGAGCCGUCCAGACCGGCAUGGACACCACCAAGACCGUCCUGACUGGCACCAAAGAUGCAGUGUCCACUGGGUUCACUGGAGCAAUGGGUGUGGCCAAGGGAGCCGUCCAGACCGGCGUGGACACCACCAAAUCUGUCCUGACUGGAACCAGAGAUGCAGUGUCCACUGGGUUCACUGGAGCAAUGGGUGUGGCCAAGGGAGCCGUCCAGACCGGCGUGGACACCACCAAGACCGUCCUGACUGGCACCAAAGAUGCAGUGUCCACUGGGUUCACUGGAGCAAUGGGUGUGGCCAAAGGAGCCGUCCAGACCGGUGUGGACACCACCAAGACCGUCCUGACUGGCACCAAAGAUGCAGUGUCCACUGGGUUCACUGGAGCAAUGGGUGUGGCCAAGGGAGCCGUCCAGACCAGCAUGGACACCACCAAAUCUGUCCUGACUGGCACCAAAGAUGCAGUGUCCACUGGGCUCACUGGGGCAGUGAACAUGGCCAAGGGCACUGUCCAAACUGGCAUGGACACCACCAAGACCGUCCUCACUGGCACCAAAGAUGCAGUGUCCACUGGGCUCACUGGAGCAAUGGGUGUGGCCAAGGGGGCCAUCCAGACUGGCAUGGACACCACCAAGACCGUCCUGACAGGCACCAAAGAUGCAGUGUCCACAGGGCUCACUGGGGCAGUGAAUGUGGCUACAGGGGCUGUGCAAACUGGGCUGAAUACAACCCAAAAUGUUUCAGCUGUCACAAGGAACACCGUCUCCAGUGGCAUGGCUGGUGCCAUGAAUGUGGCCAAUGCUGCUGCCCAGUGGGGUCUGGACACCUCGAAGGCUGUCCUCACAGGCACCAAAGACGCCGUGUCCACUGGGCUCACCAGGGUAGGGAACGUGGCCCGAGGAGGUGUGCAGACUGAUUUUGGAACCAUCCAGAACUGGUUACCUGGUUCCCAGGAUGCUGCCUCAGGUGGACUCGCCACUUCCGGAGCCCCAGAUGAAGGAGAACAAACCAUCCUGAACCCUCAUGAGGCUCAGUCCUGCGGGGUCUCCAGGCCCCUGGACACUCUGUGUGCACACCUGGACCUUGCUGGGAAAGCCACCACCAAUACCAAGGGCCUCGUGUCAGCUGAGGUGACAUUCACCCAAGGGGCCGCCCUGGGCAAGGAGGAUGACGUAGGGCCUGGGGCCACCACUUGCGGCCAGGAAGGAGCCCGGGGCUUUGCAACACUCCGGGAUGAGCUGGAGGAGCUGGGGGAGAUCUUCCAGCCCAUGAGCACCGAGGAACAAGCUCGGCUGGCUGCCUCCCAGCCCCGGCUGAGGGAGUCCACGGCCGACCAAAGCAGCUACUUCGUGCGCCUGGGCGACUUGGACCCCAGCUUCCGCCAGCGGGCUUUCGAGCACGCCCUGAGCCACCUGCAGCAAGGCCAGUUCCAGGCCCUGGACGUGCUGGCCCAGCUCGAGGACGCCUUCUGGCUGAUUGAGAAGGCCCAGCAGGCUCCAGACCAGCAGCCGUGGCCGGACCAGGAUCUGAGCAGCCAAGCCGGCGCCCGAGAGGUGCCAGCCGCCGGGGCUCUGUCCAGGGUCUGCAGCCUUGUCCAGCAGCUCCAUGUCGCCUACAGCAGCCUGGCCUCCGGCCUCCAGGGCCUCCCCGCCGAGCUCCGGUGGCAGCUCAGGCAGGCGCGGCACAGCCUCUGCGAGCUGCACAGUGUUGUCUCCUGUGCCGCCUCCGUGGCGGAGCUGCCGGCCGAGCGCCUGGCCCAGAGCCGCCAGGGUGUACGCCAGGCGUGGCAGGGGCUGGAGCAGCUGCUGGAGAGCAUGCAGCACAGCCCUCCGCUCAGCUGGCUGGUGGGGCCCUUCACCCUGCACCCCGAUGGGCAGCAGCUGUAGGAGCCCCUCCCCCGCCCGAAACCAGCCCCAACCCCCGGAAGCUCCGGGCCCUGCCGGCUGGCGCCCCACCUUUCUCCCAGAGCACAGCUGGCCCCUUUGGCCGAGGAGCCCGGGGCGGCUAAGACCCUCGACGGCGGCGGGGGGGGCCCGGGCUUCGCCUGAAGAUCUCAAGCAAGCGCUUCAUUUAGGAACAAGAAGGGGAAUCGUGCCUGUCUUGAAGGUUCCCCACUCAGCACCCCCAGUAGGGCCCUUUUAUCUUUUACCUCUGGGGGGGUCUUCCACCCCAGCCUGGGCCCUCUAGCUAUACCAGCUUGGCAGGCGGCCCCGCUCCUCCAUCCUGGGCUCCAGGCAGCUCCGUCCUCGCUCUGAAAGCCUACACCCCUCAGCAAACAGCGCAUGCCAGAAGGUACCAGAACGCCACCAUCAUCCUGAGGCAGGUAGGCCCCCACCGCCUCUGCCGACCCGGCCCAGGGGCUUCAUGAAGGCAAAGCCGCAGCAGCCACUGAGAGCUGAGGACCGGACUGUCCGGGCGGGGGUGGGGUGAGUACACAUCCCUUCCUGCUGCAGCCCACUCACCCGGCAGCGCCCCCUGGUCAUGGGUGAUCACAAGGAUCCCACAGGUGAUGUUCUCAGGUCCCUGGGCCCAGAGGCUGCCAAUGAAGGAAUAAAGGGGCUCCCUCACAAGGGAUGGGGCCCUAGGGAGCACGUGACAAAAUGUGCUCGGGGGACUUCCCAGGUGGUCCAGUGGUAAGGACUCUGUGCUUUCACUGCCGAGGGUGCGGGUUGGAUCCCUGGUCUGGGAACUAAGAUCCCACAAACCACAAGGCGCGGCCAAAAAAACCAAAAACAGAAAAACGUGCUCGACACACGUUCAGGUCACGUGCUCCAGGCCGGAGACCAGCAGCCCCGGGACAAGGGCCCCUUCCUUCCCGCCGUGCUCUCCCUGGAUCCUUGGGGCACCCUGCGAGGUGGGCUGCACAUGGGAAGGUGGGACAACAGAGGGCCACUCCCCCUGCUCCCCGGGGCCCCGGGAGAUGCUAAGGGAGCUGCUGCGUCAGAAUUCCAGCGGCCCGAGGCUUGUCAAGCCCCCACUUCCCACGCCCGCAGCCCCCCUAUCUGGCCACCUCCUUGACGGAGGAAGCAAAGAGGCCCCGCUUCUCAGAAAUCACCAGGUGCUCCAAGCCCUGGGAUGGACGGGCCAGCUCUCCCCAGAGGGUCACCAUGGCUGCCAGGGGCCACGAGGGGCCCUGCACCACAGGAGCUGGCCGAGGCAAGACACGGGGACCAGUCCGGGAACUUCCCCGAGCCCUUCCUUCCUCACUCCCCAUCACGGACGGCCAUCGGAGGGGGGUGACACUGGAAACAGUCGUUCACAGAAACCGAGCUCAGCGACAACCAAAUCCAACCAAACCAAACCUAACCAAACGGGGCAGGGGCGGGGCCGGUACGCCAGGCCCAGGGAGCAAAACCACACCACACCUCUCUCUCAGCCGGGACAGAGGGGCUCGGCCACCGGCAGGACAGGGGACACACGGUGGAGGCCACCGUUAAACCAGCAACCGCCGUGUGCAGAUGCCUGGCCGGGUGCCGCACACACAUCCCCCCGCAUCCGAAUCCAAGCGACAGGGGAGCACAGAGAAGCCCAGAGCGUGGGGUGUCACUCGGCCCACGUUACACAGCGAGGCCUGCCCCCAACACCCGCGCCCUGUGAACAUCGAGGACAACAGACAGCCCUCAGCAUCCCUCCUGGUACUUUUGGAAAGGCCUUGCUCACUGCCUCCGUCAGCCCUGCAGGGCCUGGAGCACCAUCAGAACCAAAUUCGUAUUCGCUGUUCACGGUGACCCUAUGGCUUAAAACCCUCUGUCCCUGGACGGCUCCUUGACAACGGCAAACCAGACACGCUAGAAAACCGAGCCAAUAAAAGCAACUUUUUUUUUUUCAUUAAAAAAACCCUUUAUAGUCAUUUCAUGUCCGUUGGAAAUCACAGAAAUUAGGCAAAAAAAAAAAAACCCAGGGG
This is a messenger RNA of Balaenoptera musculus (blue whale), 6754 nucleotides long. RefSeq names its product perilipin 4 (gene PLIN4). The record is from RefSeq and is a predicted model, not a curated record. Lineage: Eukaryota; Metazoa; Chordata; Mammalia; Artiodactyla; Balaenopteridae. The transcript has 9 exons. The coding region runs from base 126 to 4736 and encodes 1536 amino acids. Gene Ontology annotation, cellular component: plasma membrane.